AUGAAAUCUACAGGUAGACUUAACAAGGAAUUGACUGAUUUAAAUAACAACUCUAUUGAAGGUGUUUCAAUUGAAAUUGUAGGAGAUACUCUUACUAACUGGCACGCUUGCAUCUUAGGACCUCAGGAAACACCAUAUGAAGGCGGCAGAUUCAUCGUUAAUAUAGAUUUCAGUGAUAACUAUCCUUUCAAGGCUCCAAAAGUCCACUUCAAAACUAGAAUCUUCCAUCCAAACAUCAAGCAAGACACUGGUGAGAUCUGUGCCCAGGCCAUCGAGAAUAACUGGGUUCCCACUCUAAACGCCAAGUUCGUCAUUGAGAGUCUAGUCACCCUCCUCAAAAACCCUAACGCCGAGCACCCACUAGAAGCAGAGAUCGCUGAAUUAAUGAUUAAGGAUUAUAAGAACUUUUUCGCAAAGGCAAAAGAAUUUACCGAAUCAUAUGCGAAGUGA
Messenger RNA from Stylonychia lemnae, 450 nucleotides. The record is from the annotation of a GenBank genome assembly. Lineage: Eukaryota; Ciliophora; Spirotrichea; Sporadotrichida; Oxytrichidae.